GCGUGCGAACUCGCGACUCUAUAGGUGUGAUUUUUUCUUCUGCCUCAGAGUUUUCCGGCAUUAUUAGGCUAUUGUAUCAAACAAACAAUUACCGUUAGUUCUCAACGAAAAGUCUGGCAGUAUCUGGAGUUUGACAUGUAAAGGGUCAACAUGUAAAUUGGGCAAUCACAGAUGCAACUCUUGGGCAGUCCUUUGACAGGCAGGACCCAACAUCUGGCAUCACAGUGCCGUGUAGCGGAAUCCUUUUCCUAUACGUAUCCACUUAGCUCUGGCGUUAGAUUUGUGCAUGGGACAGGAUAAAACGAAUAAGAUCAGGAUGAAAUCAUUUUUACUCUGCGUUGUACUGGUAUUAUACGGACCACUGGCUACAGGACACAGGAGCCAUCUAAAUGAUUUUCAGCGUUCUGAGGGUCGUGAACUUGUGCCCAAUGAAUGGCACAAGGACCGCAUGCAGCUACUGCCGGGGUUGACUCUGGAAGAAUGUGCUAAACGCUGUUCACAGAACCUGGAAUGCAGAGCAUUUAACUAUGAGACUCGCCCAUCCGUCACAUGCAAGCAGCUGCCAUGGGUGAGGGAUGAGAAUACUGCUGAUGUCAAGAGGAAUGUCAACUGCGAUCUCUACGAGAAAAAAGACUAUGUGCGCCGCUGCAUUGUGGGAGAUGGCAAGACGUAUCGAGGCAAGGUGUCCCAGACGCAGAGUGGUCUCACCUGUCAGCAGUGGUGGUCCAAGUUCCCACAUGACCACAGAUGGACUCCUUCGGCAGAAAACGGUCUGGAGCUAAACUACUGCCGUAACCCAGAUGGGGAUGCCAUCGGGCCCUGGUGCUACACCACAGAACCCGAGCGGCGCUUUGAGACCUGCAACAUCCCUCGCUGUGAAGAUGAGGUCUGUAUAACCUGUAAUGGAGAGGACUACAGGGGCCAGGUGGACCACACAGAGACAGGUCUGGAGUGCCAGCGCUGGGACCAACAGUACCCCCACCAGCACAUCUACCAGCCUGAGAAAUACCCAGACAAGAGCUUAGAUGAUAACUACUGCCGGAACCCGGACGCCUCCCCUGUCCCCUGGUGCUACACCACGGACCCCAAGGUGGAGAGACAGAACUGCAAGAUAAGAAAAUGCGAAAAGGUUCCACAGAAGAAUUCCCGCUCCAGCUACACCACUCACUGUUUCCGCGGCCGUGGAGAGGAUUACCGCGGUAAAAUCAACGAGACGACCUCCGGCGUUCCCUGCCAGCGCUGGGACGCGCAGUCCCCCCAUCAGCACCCCUUCGUCCCACAGACCUACGAGUGCAAGGGUCUGGAGGAGAAUUACUGCCGCAACCCUGACGGCUCAGAGGCACCAUGGUGCUUCACAUCCCUGUCAGAGAUGAGGACCGCACUUUGUCUCCAGAUUAAGCGAUGCCCUGAUGACAUUGAGGCAGAAGACUGUUACCAUGAAAAUGGUAAAAACUAUCGUGGCAUGGUUCGCAAGACUCGGAAGGGAAUCAUCUGCCAAAAAUGGAAUGUUAACACACCUCACAAAACCAAGAUAAACCCCACAACUUACCCUGGCGCCAACCUAACAGAGAACUACUGCCGCAACCCUGAUGCAGAUCUGCACGGACCCUGGUGCUACACCACUGACCCAAAGACUGAGUUUGACUACUGCGCCAUCAAACAGUGUGCUGGGGAAUUUGUCUCUAUCAUCACGCCAAUAAAGAAGGUGGAGUUCAACGAGUGUGGAAAGAGAGAGGAACGCAUGAGCCACUCCAGGCUGCGCAUCGUGGGAGGAACCCCAGGAAACUCCCCCUGGACCGUCAGCCUGAGAGACCGCAGAGGAAACCAUUUUUGUGGGGGAUCCCUGGUCAGCUCAAAAUGGGUGAUCAGCACUAAACAGUGCUUCUCUUCCUGUUAUGUGGACCUCGCCGGCUACACGGCCAUGAUGGGAACCCUGUACAAAAACCCGCAGGACGGGGACCCCGGGCGACAGAGCAUCCGGCUCACCAAGAUCGUCUGCGGCCCAUCAGAGUCCCACCUGGUCAUGCUGCAGCUGGAGACGCCAGCAGAAAUCAACGAGCGCGUGUCUCAGAUCUGCCUGCCCCCAGAACAUUACAUCGUCCCAGCAGACACCAUCUGUGAGAUAGCAGGCUGGGGGGAGACUAAAGGAACUGCCGAUGAAGCUGUGCUUAACGUCGCCCAAAUGCCCGUACUGGAGAACGCCGAUUGCAACAAGUACUUCCGGGGUCGCGUGAAGGAGAAUGAGAUGUGCACCAACCCCUUCCAUGGCGGGGUGGGAGCCUGUGAGAGGGAUUAUGGCGGACCACUGGCCUGUCAGAACAGCGACUGCUGGGUGCUGGAGGGCGUCAUCAUCCCCAUGCGCCGCUGUGGUCACCCUGGGCAGCCAAACAUCUUCAUCCGUGUGUCUGUCUACGUGGACUGGAUCAAGAAGGUCAUGGAGUUAGCCUAGCAGCUCAGUUCUGACCUUUUAUAUUGUAACUGUCACAUCAGCCACACCGUUCUCUCUUUCCUGCCCCUGUUUCAUGGCACCUACUGAGUGUACACAUCUUGGCUUGAGUUUGCUCACUGAUAUAAGCGUUAUCCUGUUGCUCAUGCUAAUGACAAGCCCCUGCUCUAUAGGUGUGGUUGAUGUCUCUUGAUAACUUUGCUUUGUGCCGUGCAUAUGUGUGUGUCCAUAUCCCUUUGCUUUGUUAAAUGUAUGUAUGGUUCUCCGUGUUUGAUAGACGUACACAUAGUGCACUUUGUCCCUAAGUACAGUAUGAGUAAAUUGUUUAUGUGUGUGUGAGAGAGACAGAGAGAGAGAGAGAGAGAGAGAGAGACAUACAGUAACAAUUUGUGCUUGCACUGUUUGUGACAUUGCAUAUCAUGUUUUUGUUUUGUUGAGUGUGCUGUUUGGUACCAGGUUCAUGGAUGUCAUUCACAUCCCUUGAGGUGUACAGUGGUGUCAGUGUGCAUCUCAGAUCUUUCUAGAACAAUAUGCACAAGGCUUUAUGUAACUACUUGUAAAACCUAUUGCUUGCAGCUGUUUGUAUUUUUUUCUUAUUUUAAAAUGCAGGGGAAAAAUUCCACUGUUAGAAUUUAAAAAUAAUUUAAAGAUAAUAAAUUUGGUGAGUGAUCAACUUGUAA
Messenger RNA from Anguilla rostrata (American eel), 3126 nucleotides. It is a transcript of the gene mst1, whose product is annotated as macrophage stimulating 1. Gene Ontology annotation, biological process: proteolysis; regulation of receptor signaling pathway via JAK-STAT. Lineage: Eukaryota; Metazoa; Chordata; Actinopteri; Anguilliformes; Anguillidae. The record is from RefSeq and is a predicted model, not a curated record. Gene Ontology annotation, molecular function: serine-type endopeptidase activity; receptor tyrosine kinase binding. Bases 287 to 2449 code for a protein of 720 amino acids. The transcript is spliced from 18 exons.